Theileria equi strain WA is the source of this 832-nucleotide messenger RNA. RefSeq lists its product as hypothetical. The record is from RefSeq and is a predicted model, not a curated record. The coding region runs from base 101 to 832 and encodes 243 amino acids. Gene Ontology annotation, biological process: ribosome biogenesis; box H/ACA snoRNP assembly; pseudouridine synthesis. Lineage: Eukaryota; Apicomplexa; Aconoidasida; Piroplasmida; Theileriidae. The transcript has 7 exons. Gene Ontology annotation, molecular function: RNA binding. Gene Ontology annotation, cellular component: sno(s)RNA-containing ribonucleoprotein complex.
AGAAAUCGUUUCCGUGUAUAAACUCGUAAAUUUGUGGAUAUUUGCGCCGUAUCUCCUGGUUUACGAAGUUCUGUACAAUAGAGGCGCAGAUAUUUAGAGAAUGAAGGAGGACAAGCCCAUCGUCAUCGAUGGCGUCACAGAAGUCGACGAUUUGGCCCUCGUCACUCACUUUGCCCAGACCGAAACACAUCGCAUAAAGGAGCUAGAAUCCUUCAAAAAACCGAAAGGAAUAACAUCUCAACGGUAUGUUUGUGUUUUCCAAGGCAACAACUAUAGAAUUCUUGAAAGACCCUCAAUUCUCUACGGAGGGGACGAGAGCGAUGCUAGUGAUUCAGAUUUAGAGCUCGAAGUUAAGCAUAGAGAAUACAUGCGUAGCGCCGAUGUCAGCGACAUAAUUGAUCCCCUGGACAAUUUGCGGAUCAUUGAUACCGUUGAUUUACCCGAAAAGGUGGAUAUCAGUCUGCCAAUUAGCAAAAUUGGCACAUGCCAGUCAUCUCUUGGCAAUAUCGUAGUUGUAGAAUCCAUAGAGAACCACAAAGUAUUGGACCUUGGCUCCAUCGUAUGCAAGGACGAUAGGACGAUUCUAGGGACCGUAAAUGACACCUUUGGUCCCACUCAAUCUCCCUUUUACAUGGUCAUUCUCAGGGACGAAAAGGUAAAGGUGCAAGUGGGCCAAGACAUCUACUACGACGUCCAUCACAGCACAUUUGUCACGGAUGAAUCUACAGACGCUCAUUUCACGGUUGAGCAGGACUCGGAGGAGGAAGAAGAGCAUGAAGAGCUCACAGCCAAGAAACAAAGCAAACUCAAGCAGUCCUACAAGGACCUGUAG